ACAGACCGUAAUUACCAUCUGCCAAUGCAAUGAAAUACAGCUACCACCGUCUCCUGAAUCGUAGAACAACUUACAAACUACGAACCAACGAACCAACGAACCAAAGCUACCACUCGGAGAACACAGCAGCUGCGAAGCAAUGGCGUCUACACUUCUGAAGCGAGCAAGCUACUCUGCAAUGAAAUCAGUGGCCGGAGGUUUCCAAAUGGGAGCUCAAUCAAGAGCCUACGCGGCGGUUGCAGCCGGAACCGACAUAGUCUCGGCAGCACCUAAUGUUUCCCUCCAGAAAGCUCGGACCUGGGACGAAGGCGUCUCCUCGAAUUUCGCCACCACUCCUCUCAAAGACAUUUUCAAGGACAAGAAAGUCGUCAUCUUUGGCCUCCCUGGUGCCUUCACGGGCGUUUGUUCUCAGCAGCAUGUGCCUAGUUACAAGAAGCAAAUUGAUAAGUUUAAGGCUAAAGGGAUCGAUUCUGUGAUUUGCGUAGCUGUUAAUGAUCCAUAUGUUAUGAAUGGCUGGGCAAACAAACUUGAAGCCAUAGAUGCUAUUGAGUUCUAUGGGGACUUUGAUGGGAGCUUCCACAAAAGCUUGGAAUUGGAUAAAGAUCUCUCUGGUGCUUUGCUUGGACCUCGCUCUCAAAGAUGGUCGGCAUAUGUGGUUGACGGGAAGGUUAAAGUUCUAAAUGUGGAGGAAGUCCCAUCAGACUUCAAGGUUUCUGGAGGGGAUGUUAUUUUGGGACAGAUCUAGAGCUACCUUAGUUUUGACGGAAAUUAAUAACUUCGUGCUGUUAAGAUUUUGAAUUUGAAACAAUUACUCGAGGACCUCUGUAGUCUGUGCUGUUUGGAAAUAAGUCGUGGACCUCUCUUUAUGACCAUGCUAGUUUAGCAAAGGCAUAGUAUAAAUUUGCACUUACACGCCUGCUUCCACCAUUGUGCCAA
Messenger RNA from Prunus mume (Japanese apricot), 936 nucleotides. RefSeq names its product peroxiredoxin IIF (gene PRXIIF). NCBI's taxonomy places the organism in Eukaryota, Viridiplantae, Streptophyta, Magnoliopsida, Rosales, Rosaceae. Gene Ontology annotation, biological process: cell redox homeostasis; hydrogen peroxide catabolic process; cellular response to oxidative stress. Gene Ontology annotation, cellular component: mitochondrion; cytoplasm. The record is from RefSeq and is a predicted model, not a curated record. Gene Ontology annotation, molecular function: thioredoxin peroxidase activity.